Hirundo rustica (Barn swallow) is the source of this 1350-nucleotide messenger RNA. RefSeq names its product signaling receptor and transporter of retinol STRA6 (gene STRA6). Gene Ontology annotation, cellular component: plasma membrane. Gene Ontology annotation, molecular function: signaling receptor activity; retinol transmembrane transporter activity. NCBI's taxonomy places the organism in Eukaryota, Metazoa, Chordata, Aves, Passeriformes, Hirundinidae. The transcript is spliced from 12 exons. Gene Ontology annotation, biological process: vitamin A import into cell. Bases 1 to 1350 code for a protein of 449 amino acids. The record is from RefSeq and is a predicted model, not a curated record.
AUGGCCUCCAACGGCUCCGCUGGAAUUCGGGAAUCUCCCCUGGAUCCGGGAAUUUUCCUGGAUGAGGAGCUGGGAUCCGACUGGUACAUCUACGAAUCCACGGAAUCCGCGGUCCGGGAUGACCUUUUUCCCGAGGCCACCCCGGAAUGCCAUCCCACCAUUUCCCCCCGGCUCUACCACACCGUCAUGGCUCCCAUCUCCCUGGCCGUGAUCCUGGCCUUGUUCUUCCUGGUCAAGCGUCGCCGACUCCGUCGGAGCUGCUGGAACGGGGUCCCGGGAUUGCUCAGCCCCGGGAAUUCCCUGGAUGAGGACGUUCCCCGGCCCGUGGCCGCCGCCGCCUUCGCGCUGCUCUUCUCCUCGCUCUGCCAGCUGCUGCUGGACCCCGACCCGCUGCCGCUGGCCGCGCCCGCCGCCCCCAGCGCCCGCGAGUUCUGGAAGGUGCUGGCGCUGCUGUACUACCCGCUGCUCUACCUGCCGCUGCUGGGCUGCGCCGCGCCGCGCCGCGCCCUGGCGCACGCCGCCGGAGCGCUGCUGGCCUGGGGACACUGCGGGACACAGCUGGCGCAGCGCCUCCAGUGUCCCCUGGCGCACAAGGUGCACCCGCUGUACCCGGCGCUGUCCCAUGUCCCCAUCCUGCUGUCCCUGGCCCUGCUCAGCCUCUGGUACCCGGCGCUGCUCAUCCGCAGCCUGGGCCGCGGGAACGCCUCGGAGCCGCAGAUUCCCGGGAAAAGCUAUUACGGGAAGUACCUCAAGGCCCUGCUGUCCAAGCGGGGCCGGAAGGGGAGCUCGGCCAAGAUCGAGGAGAGCCUCCGGUCCCGGAUCCGCUCCUACCUGCUCUCCUACGUCUACAUUCCCGAGGAAGGAUUCCAGAUCCCGCUGAAGCUGGUGGUGUCCGUCAUCAUGGCCGUCAUCGCCGUCUACCAGGUGUCGGUGCUGCUGCUGCUGGCGGUGGUGCCGGCGCUGCGGAUCAUCCGUGCGGGAAUGACGGUGGAUGUGGUGGUGCUGCUGGUGCAGUUCGGGCUGGUGCCCUCGGACCCCGCCGCCGCGCCCGGGCGCAUGGAGCGGGAGCUGCGCACCGCCCGGCACUACCUCUGGGCGCUGGAGGUCUGCUACAUCUGCGCGCUGGUGCUGUGCUGCCUGCUCACCUGCGCCAUGCUGCUCCGGACGCUCGGCCUCCAGCUGAUGCAUCCCAAGCACCCGGCUGCGGGAAGAGCGCGUUCCCGGCGGAUCCGGGCGCGCUGGUGCGUGGCCUACACGCUCCUGCGCAACCCCUCGCUGACGGCUUCCCGAAAAACCGCGCUGGCAGAUCCCGCCGCCAACGGUGCCCAGCUCGGCGUUCCCAGGCCCUGA